This is a messenger RNA of Blepharisma stoltei, 2242 nucleotides long. Lineage: Eukaryota; Ciliophora; Heterotrichea; Heterotrichida; Blepharismidae. The record is from the annotation of a GenBank genome assembly.
AUGCAGCACGAUGACUACAAAGAGAAUUUUUCUCAGCAGCUACAAGAUAUCGUUCUAAGCUGUAACAAACUCUCAAUGGAACAUUUAAGACAAAACAACUAUAAAGCAGCCCUUCAUAUGCUGAGAAGAGCCCAGGACAUAUUAAAUUGUCCUCAAACGUCAAUGGCCAAGGCAAAGCUUGAAGCAAUCACUUAUAAUAAUCUUGGCUGCUUUUACAAAAAGACUGGAAAACUUAAUCUUGCACUCCAAUACUUGCAGAAAGCAUUAGAUCUAGAAUCGCAUUCAUCUAUAGAUAAUUCCAAUUUAGCAGGAACCCAUCUUACUCCCUCUUUUUGAGCGAGCAAAACAUUUAGCUUGCUCAGAGAAUUAUUUUAAUAUUAUUUAUAUGAAAAUUUUACUUUAAAAAAUCCCAAUUGGAAGUAAAAAUUAAUUUAAUUUAUAAAUUUUGUGUUUUUAAGAUGUAAGGUAUUUAAAAAUUUAAUAGAAUUAGCUAGACAUUACAUUAUAAGAUUUAUCACUUAUAUCGAAGUAGAUUUUUAUAAAAAUCUUCUUCUGGUCGCUCACAGAAGAGAACUUUUCAAUAUUUACUCGUUCAUGGAGGAGGUGAUUUAAUAUUUGUGCCAUCAGAUCAAGCCUCCAGCAGCAUAAACAAGCAAUAAAAAACGCAUGCAAAGCUAUAGAGCUGCUUCUUGAAGCAGAAAAAACAGAAAAAACCAAGAACGUUUCCGCCACAUUAGCAAUUGCUUAUCAUAACGCUGGAGUUGAAUAUGAAAUUCUUGGUCUUCAUCAAGAAGCUUUGGACUGCUUUAGAAAUGGCUUAACUAAAUCCCAGAAAUCAAUGGGUCAGGAUCACCCUAUAUCUAUAGCUUUAUACAAAAACUUCUCAGCUUUGCAAGGAAUGAUUGAGAGUUCUCCUGACGGCCACAAAAUAUACAAAUUUGAACGAGUAAACACGAUGGAUGGUACCAAAUAUUCUCAUAAGAGAUCAUUUUCUAACAUUUCUCGGCGUUCACAGCGUUCUGAAAAGUCGUUUCCAUCAAUGCAGAAGCCAUCAAGAUCUCCUUCGAGAGAAAUAAAAAGCAGAGAAAAAAUGCCGCCAAGGUCUAGCUCCAAUUUCCGAUCGUCUCGAGCAAGGUUUAUGACCAAUUACGAUAUCGAUGAGUCAAUUGCAAAAUUUAAACCAGUUUCCUAUAACUUAGGACCAUCAAUUCCAGAAGUAAACAGAAAUGUUAGUGAAGAAUCAGCAUAUAUAAAUAGACGAAAACAUAGAGAAGCUAGUUCUCCAGUUUCUACUGGUUUAUUGCAAAAUAAUGCAAAGCCCCCAUUAAGCUUUAGAAAAACCCAUUUAAGACAGCCAAGCCGAAAUGAAGACUCCAGCUUUAAUUUGGAAGAAAAAGUAAUGUCUCUAGAAAAACAGCUAAAAUCAAUAGAAGGGAAAUAUGACGAGCUAUAUAAAACAAAAGUUGACCGCAGAAAUAUCUCUCCUAUAAAAACCAUUUUCCAGAGGAAACCAAUAAGAGGAAUCCAUAGCCAAGCUAUUCAUGACAAUUUGCUUCAUAGGAAUAAAUGUGCAGCAGUUAUUCAAAAAUGCUGGAGAGAGUAUAAACAGAAAAAAGAGUCUAAACUAAAGAAAAGAAGAAUGUCUGAAAUAAAAGCUGAAGCUGCAAUUAAAGAAUUAGCGCUUCUGAAACAGAAAAUAUUGGAGGAAGAUAAACUAUUUGAAGAAAAAACUGCUAGCACUUGUAGCCAGAGGCAGAUUGCUGAAGAAAGGAAAAUAAUGCCAGAUGCAAAAUCAAUGAUAAGUUUAGCAAAAGAUAAGAAUGAAAUAGAGAAAAACAUUAAUCACAGUGAGAAGUUCUUAAAAAAACAAAAUAAAUUGAUAAAACCUGAAACUGAUAGCCAGCAUAGCAAUAUUCCAGAAAAUAGAAACCAAUCAGAAAAUGAUAAAUCUUUAGUACCAUCUAAUGAAAACACCGAAUUAACAGCAAAAAAUGAUAACGAAAAUCAUAACAGUCCUUUAUUACCAAAUCCAGACCAGAGCGCUAAAAAACUUCAAGCUUUAUACAGAAUGUAUGUAGCUCGCAAAAAAUUCCAAAAAAUAAAAAACUCUGCUAUUAAAAUCCAAAAUUUUAUAAAAUCCAGACAAAUUAAAGACCUGUAUGAAAUCAUACGAAGUGCUAUUAUAUUUAUCCAAGCAAAUUGGAGAGGAUACCAUAUAAGAAAAAGUUUUAAAAGAAAAUAA